AUGUCCUUAUGUGAUCAGCAAAUUAGUAAUGGAAAUAUUGGUAUAGCUAAACCAGAUAGCUACGGUAAUGCAGAAUUUCACUUAACUUCCAGCUUACUGACAGCUAGGGCUACUGAACUACUUUCCAAACAAAUA
Molecule: messenger RNA, 135 nt
Organism: Scutellospora calospora
Lineage: Eukaryota; Fungi; Glomeromycota; Glomeromycetes; Diversisporales; Gigasporaceae
Source: the annotation of a GenBank genome assembly